Messenger RNA from Cuscuta campestris, 1953 nucleotides. The record is from the annotation of a GenBank genome assembly. NCBI's taxonomy places the organism in Eukaryota, Viridiplantae, Streptophyta, Magnoliopsida, Solanales, Convolvulaceae.
CCCUCUGACUUUUCCUUGCACUUUCUCAGUCGCCGAUUCAACAAUAAAAGCCCUUCACAGGCCAUAUCUUUCCUCCUCCUCCACCACCAGCCGCUCUCCUUUCAAACCCGCCGCCGCUGUUGCUUCUUCUGCCGCCGCCAUUCUCCAUCCCAGCUCCGCCGUUUCUCUCAUUCCCGAAAACUUCACCGAUCACGUAGAAAUACACUAAAACCAGUUCUUAUUCGUGAAUAAGUUCUCAUUUUCGAGACCUGUGUAAAUCCGCAAACCCUGCCCCGAAUCAUCCCCCCCCACUCGAUCUCAAUCCAGUUUCUCGAUCUGUUGAUAUUUGAAUUUCAGAUCCAAGAAUCCGAGAUCGCUGACCAUGGGAUUCGAGAAAGACGAAGCGAGUUCGUCCUCACAUGUUCUCCACAUACCCAGAGAAGACACCCCCCUGCUCUCGAGUCAAAAACAUCUAUCGUCCCCGACCAAAACCCUAGCCAAUGUUUUCAUAGCGAUUGUCGGAUCAGGCGUGCUUGGUCUGCCGUACACCUUCAAGAGAACUGGGUGGGCGAUGGGUUCUCUGAUGCUCUUCUCCGUGGCCUUUUUGACCUACUAUUCCAUGAUGCUGCUAGUUUAUUCGAGGAGAAAGCUCGAAUCCAAUCCCAAAUCCCCGAAGCUGCCGUCUUUUGGAGAUCUGGGGUUCGCAGUUUGUGGGCCGAUUGGAAGAUUUGCUGUUGAUGUUAUGAUUGUUCUUUCACAAGCUGGAUUUUGUGUUGGCUACACAAUUUUCAUAGCAAAUACUUUAGCUUUCUUAUUCAAUUAUGCAUCUGUUGAACACCCAAACCCUAAAAUUUUGGGGAUUUCCCCAAAAUCUGUGUAUAUAUGGGGCUGUUUUCCAUUCCAAUUAGGGUUGAAUUCCAUUCCAACACUUACCCAUUUAGCCCCUUUGAGCAUCUUCGCCGAUGUUGUUGAUUUGGGAGCAAUGGGUGUGGUUCUGGUUGAGGAUGUUUUAGUUUACCUCCAGAACAGGCCUGUGAUUCAGGCCUUUGGUGGGCCCAGUGUGUUCUUCUAUGGUCUGGGCGUUGCUGUAUAUGCUUUUGAAGGGAUUGGCAUGGUGCUGCCCUUAGAAUCAGAGACCAGGGACAAGGGUAAAUUUGGAAAAGUAUUGGGUUUAUCGGUGGCACUCAUCUCUCUGAUGUAUGCUCUGUUUGGAGUGCUGGGUUACUUUGCAUUUGGUGAUGAGACUAAGGACAUCAUCACCACUAAUCUUGGGAGGGGACUUUUAAGCUGUUUCGUGCAAAUCGGUUUGUGUGUGAAUCUCUUCUUUACUUUCCCACUGAUGAUGAACCCUGUUUAUGAAGUGUUGGAAAGGAGAUUCUGCGAGGGAAGAUAUUCGAUUUGGCUAAGAUGGUCCGGGGUGUUUGUGGUCAGUUUGGUUGCUCUCAUGGUCCCUAAAUUUGCCGAUUUCUUGUCACUGGUUGGGAGCAGCGUGUGCAUUGUGUUGGGGUUUGUAUUGCCUGCUCUGUUUCAUCUCAUUGUGUUCAAACAAGAGCUAAGUUUUCUUGGAUUGGCUUGUGAUGGAGCAAUCAUUGUUCUUGGUAUAUGUUUUGCAUCCUAUGGGACUUUCUCUUCUCUCCUUGACAUAUUCUCAAUAAAGGCUUAAAUCACUUUAUUAUUGACUCUCAUGCUUCGGAGCGUAAAGAUUGUGUCGGUCUCUUGUGCGAACGGCUCACCUGUACUUCUAUCAACAUUUGUAGUACUUUUUAUGCAUUACAAAUUUGUUGAAAAGGUUGUUGUUUGAAGUGUGUUUGUGUUCUUUGUCAAGAUGCUGCUUGACUGUUCAGUUUCAGUUGUUACAAAGUCAUUUCUGUCUUGAAUUCUUUUGUGUUUUUUUUCUUUGUUUCAAACAACUCUGCUGUGUAUUUGUGUCCUCAUUCUAAGUUCACUCUCCAAUGAUAAAUAGGCAGUGGUACU